GGCUGUCUCUUCCCCAUUUCUAUUCUUCUCUGAAAACUCAACUUUCCUUCUCUCUCCAGAUUCUUCUCGCCGGGCCUGAGCAUGGCUCUUCCUCAACAUCAUUUUCUUCAACAACACUACCAAACCCCUCAGCAGCAGCCGCAGCAGUCCAAGAAUUUCAGAAAUCCAUACGCAAUCGACGGUCAGGUUUCGCAGCCGGUUGGUUACUACAACACGGCUAAUGUUCAGGAUCAGUCCCAGCAUCCUCCAUACGUCCCUUCUUUUCAUGUUGUUGGGUUUGCACCUGGUCCGGCCCCCAUGGCGGAUGGCAGUGAUGAUGGGGGUGCUGAUUUACAAUGGAAUAAUGGGCUUGAACCCAAGAGGAAGAGGUUAAAGGAACAAGAUUUUUUGGAGAACAAUUCACAGCUAUCGUCUGUUGAUUUUCUUCAAGCACAGUCGGUGUCAACUGGAUUAGGUUUAUCACUAGACAACAAUCGGAUUGCUUCUUCUGGUGAUUCUGCUUUAAUGUCAUUCCUUGGCGAUGACAUUGAUUGUGAGUUGCAGCGACAGGAUGCAGAGGUUGACAGAUUCCUCAAAGUUCAGGGAGACCGAUUGCGGCGAGCUGUCUUGGAGAAGGUUCAGGCAAACCAACUUCAAACCAUCUCAUUUGUUGAAGAGAGAGUUCUUCAGAAACUCCAUGAAAAAGAAGCAGAAGUGGAGAGCAUCAACAAGAAAAAUAUGGAACUUGAAGAACGGAUGGAGCAGUUGACCAUGGAGGCAGGUGCUUGGCAACGUCGGGCUAGAUACAAUGAGAGCAUGAUAACUGCCCUCAAGUUCAAUCUUCAGCAAGUUUAUGCUCAAAGUAGAGACAGUAAAGAAGGAUGUGGUGAUAGUGAGGUGGACGAUACUGCUUCAUGCUGCAACGGCCAUGCCAUUGACUUCCACCUGCUAUGCAAGGAGAAUAACGAUGUGAAACAGUUGAUGACUUGUAAGGUAUGUAGAGUAAAUGAAGUGUGCAUGCUUUUGUUACCCUGUAGGCAUCUUUGCCUGUGUAAAGAUUGUGAAACUAAGCUUAGCUUUUGUCCCGUAUGUCAGUCGUCUAAGUUUAUUGGCAUGGAGGUCUAUAUGUAAUGCUAUAUGUAUGUAAUAUCUCUGUUGUUGUUAUGCAAAAGUUAUAUGCAUCGUUCUUGUGAUUUUGAUUGUUGCCAAUUGUUGAUUGUGCUUUCUGUAUUUGAAACAAAUUUUCAGUAUAUCU
This is a messenger RNA of Rubroshorea leprosula, 1234 nucleotides long. The record is from the annotation of a GenBank genome assembly. Lineage: Eukaryota; Viridiplantae; Streptophyta; Magnoliopsida; Malvales; Dipterocarpaceae.